AUGAUUACUUGCCAGGGAUGUCAGGACAUUAUCAACAAAUUUGAGAUAAUACAAAGUCUUUCUCAAGAAGCGUUUUUGGUAUUUGAACAUAUUGGCAUACAGCAGUGUUCAAGAGAGUGUUUGUUACGGACAAAUUGUAAAGCAGUGGCAUAUAACCUAGAGCAUUUGAACUGUUACCUUGGUGAUAACAACACAUAUAUCACUACUUCGUCCAAUCAGGAGGAAAUAGCAUCAACAAGAACGAUAUUGAUGGAGUUUGAAGGACAACUUUUAAAGUCUUGUGUUGGUCAUUCUUGUGAUGAGUCAUCGGUGUGUGUAGAAAUGUCCACAGGAACAUCCGAGUGUGCUUCUUGGUUUACAUUAAAUAAUACCAGCAGUGAGUUAGCAUCCACAACAGUAUCGGCCACGGAGAUGACCGCUGCACUGACCACUAUUCAAGGUCAGAAUCCAGUCGAAUGUGGAGAUCCACCCAUUGUAGUAGAUGCUACAACUCCUAUUUCAAAUGACAGGUCUAUCGGAACGGUCCUUUCAUACAGUUGUCAAGCUGGACUAAUAGCCAAGGGAGACACGGAGACGACAUGUGAGUCAGAUGGACAAUGGUCAACACUAUCAAUGAAUUGUAUUAUAUGUGACACAACAUUUUAUGUGUUUGCAGAAAGUCUAAACUUCUGCUACAGAAUUGAAAAUUCUCAGCGAAAUACUUAUGCGGACGCCAUUCUUCAUUGUAACACCAUGAAUGGUAAAUUAGCCAAACUCGACACCAUCGACAAGAUCAACACAGUCUUAGUGAACCUAAAUGUGCAAGUAUAUGUUGACGGGACGGACGAAGCAGAAGACGGUACCUGGGUUUAUUCUGACAGUACGGCGGUGAAUAUGGAUCUGUUUAAACUUGGUGCCCCCUCACUCGGUGAUACAAACUGCUUGACUUUAAGGUCAGAUCUCGGUCAAACAUUGGAUAUAUCUUGUACAUUGAAGAAGUAUAGUAUAUGCGAACAAGUGUAG
Messenger RNA from Ylistrum balloti, 1002 nucleotides. RefSeq lists its product as uncharacterized. The coding region runs from base 1 to 1002 and encodes 333 amino acids. The record is from RefSeq and is a predicted model, not a curated record. The transcript has a single exon. Lineage: Eukaryota; Metazoa; Mollusca; Bivalvia; Pectinida; Pectinidae.